ACACGCUGAAGUUGUCAUGAGAUGGUCACGUGAGGAAACUAUAUUAAGAAUGGAAUAUUCAAGAUUUGAACUGCCAACAUUUGUGUAGCCUAUCUGCUAGAGCUUGCGGUCUGAUACAAGCACUCUACCACCAUCAUUCCUUCCCCGCUAGGUGACUGGUGACAACAAGGAAAACAACCAUCAUAACGCACACCCGUCAACAUCAACACUAGAACAAUGUCGGGCUCUGACGAAAAAUUCCCCCGUAGCUUAUCCAGCGUCCAGUACAGCGAUAUCAAACAGAUACAGUCGAUCCUCCGAAAAACUUCAGAUGCCAAACCAAGUGAAACGGAGGUCCAAGACUUCUUGACAAAUCUAGGCGCCAAUUUGUUCGCUGCUGGGAAAAGCACCAAAAGGGUGCAGUCCCCCUCUUCAGUUUCCUCCAGUCAAAGGAGUUCCAAUCAGGAAGAACUAAACGAACAAAAUAAUGAAUUUGUUCUUAAAACGAAACAAAAAGAAACAACGGUUCACGGGCGUCACCCUGCCAUUACUUUCAACCUCCCCUCAAAGGUUAAGAACCUUUACUUACCACCCGUGCAAGCAGUUCAAUCCAAAAAAAAAUAUCAACGCGUACCGACUGCACAAAAUGCUGUACACUCAGGAGAAGCAUGAACAGGUGCUUCAAAGCUUGAAAGAUUUGAAGGAAAAGAAAUUCGAACAAGCCAUGUUGAAACAAGAACUGCGCGAGGUCUGUUCCCAAAGAAAACGUAAAGAGGCGGUGUUCAAACGUCAGGCGAUCACAGAGCGUCUGGAGUGGCAUUUUGGCGAGAAAAGAAAAAUCCUGUCCGAAAUUAAAAUUCUCAUCAUCGGUGGGGGUAUGGCGGGCUUGAGUGCCGCCAAUCGGCUUUUGGCGCUUGGUUAUAGGAAUGUCAAAAUAUUGGAGGCUUCAAACAGACUUGGAGGCCGCAUCAAAAGAUUUGAUUUUGGCAAAAACUCGCAUGAUUUUGUAGAAUUAGGGGUUGAGACGUUCCUUGCCGGUUCCUCCAGCAGUUCCAUUGACAGUCUGGCUUUACAAAAUAAUGUUGUACUGAAGCCUGUGGACGAGGCAAGAAUAGUCUCAAUCCUGAACUCCAAAGGCGACGAGAUCAGCACACGCUCCAUUCACCGCGGGAUGCGCAUCUUCAACCAAAUGGAGACGCAAGGAGAGCUGAUCUACACUCACAUAGCCGACUCGAGCGACACGGUGAACUUGUCCUACGCCAACUUCUUCCGGGAGAAGCUGAGGCGACUCCAUGGUGGGAAUCACAAACAGGCCAUCGCCGUUAGAGACGCCUUCACGUGCUUGUAUGACGAGAGUAGGCGCGCGCUGGGGGACAGUGCCGGGAACAGCGCCGUCCAGUGGUUCAGUCACAACAACAGCAGGCUGCCUAGAGGGGCCAACAGGGUGAAGAUCCCCGACAGUAUGUCGAGUCUCGUCCACUGCCUGACCAAGCAAUUCAAACCCGACGCCGUUUGUUUCAAGGCAAAAGUCGUCCGCGUGGAUUGGUCGAUGAAAAUGAAAGAAUCCACCGUUCAGGUGGAGUGCGCACACGGUCAAACAUUUACAGCCAAUCAUGUCAUUGUUGCGGUGCCGCUCGGUGUCUUAAAAAAGCACCACGCGUCUAUUUUCAGCCCCGAACUGCCGAAAGAAAAGGUCAAGGUUAUAGAAAAUGUCGGCUUUGGUUCAGUCUCGAAACUUUUUGUCUUCUUCCACAAAUCGAACGUCUUUUCUCCCUUCAGUCUCCUAUGGCGAAAAGCCGCACCCACCAGCCCGGAGGGAAGCGUGACCCUCAAUAUAAGAACUCUAAAAAGAUGCAUCGUGGAAGUCUCCUCUCUCGGGAGUUAUUUAGAGGACGUCAGCGAAACGGAAAUAGUUGAAGAGUUGGUCCAAGUUUUGUCUGUUUUUCUACAAAAACCCCUGCCCUAUCCAGAACGUUUCAUCCGCUCCAACUGGCACCGUGACUCUCUCUUCUACGGCACCCACCCCUACUUGACCACCAGCUGCACGCUGGCAGAUUUUCAACUGCUAGCCAAGCCCUUGGUUACGCAUCGUAACCUCCCUGCAGUCCUGUUUGCUGGAGACUACACGUACGACAACUAUUCAAACCUGCUGGACGCCGCACGACGGAGCGGCUUGCGGGAAGCCGAACGGAUUAACCAGUUGUACAACAAAUACUUUGGAUACGAAAACACGAAUCCCUGAUUAAAUAAGUGGUAUUUUGGUAUAUAUAUAUUUUUUAAAUCGCAUAUAAUGAAACUCCUGUAAGGUUGCUGAAAUAGUGUCAUUAGGUUAGCAGGAUUGUAGGACUUUACUCGUUCACAAUAUAAUUGUGUUUGAUUUGACCCGAACCCAAUGUUUUGACAGACCUUUUUUCUAGAAUUCAGAGGCCAUUAGACAAUCAACCCCCUUUCUCCCCACUAAAUCGUUCACUUGUUAUAAACACAUAAAUCCAGCAUUGUAGCGCAUCUCUACCCGGAAAGAUGAACAUUUCCGUAUGCUUGCAACUUUAUUCGAAUUUGGGCAUAUAUUAUCCCCC
Messenger RNA from Physella acuta, 2555 nucleotides. RefSeq names its product protein anon-37Cs. Gene Ontology annotation, molecular function: polyamine oxidase activity. The record is from RefSeq and is a predicted model, not a curated record. NCBI's taxonomy places the organism in Eukaryota, Metazoa, Mollusca, Gastropoda, Physidae.